Molecule: messenger RNA, 1474 nt
Organism: Bolinopsis microptera
Lineage: Eukaryota; Metazoa; Ctenophora; Tentaculata; Lobata; Bolinopsidae
Product: pyruvate dehydrogenase [acetyl-transferring]-phosphatase 2, mitochondrial-like
Exons: 9
Coding region: 41-1351 (436 amino acids)
Biological process (GO): protein dephosphorylation
Cellular component (GO): mitochondrion
Molecular function (GO): [pyruvate dehydrogenase (acetyl-transferring)]-phosphatase activity
Source: RefSeq, a predicted model, not a curated record
UAUAGAUGCGUCUAAAAACAAGUUUGAAUUAUGAAGAAAAAUGAUGAAAAAACUGAUGAACAAAUUGAAUAGAACCGCUGCUGCCUUAACCUUCCUACCAGCUUUGAGAAAGUUUGAUCCGGAAGAGAAAGACAAAGCAUUCUAUCUAUUGAAAAGGCAUGUGCACAAUACCAGAAGAUUUAGACUUUCUGAAAUAAACAAAAACUAUUUGGAGAGAGAGGAAAACAAAUGUCAGAUUCAGACCUCUGAUCUGCUUUAUUAUGAGAGUAAUCAGUUACCCAGCAAUGAACCAUGCGAAGAUAGGUUAUUAGUUGCUCAAGUGGCAGGAACGGAAACAUGCAUAUUCAGUGUGAUAGACGGACACGGUGGAUGGCAGUGCGCACACGCUAUAAAGCACAGACUGCCGUAUUACCUGGCACUGUACAUGUUAGAGGGGGCCGAGCUGACCUGGAGGAAUCCCAUGACAAGGGAAGACUGGAUACUGCCGAUACAAGGAGACGAUUACAACCUAUGGUUGGAGGACUACGUGUUUGACUUGAGAACAGCCCAGAGCUUCACCCACCGUUACAACAGAAAAAUGCUGCAAAACGAGCUUCUCAGUGUCAACUCACAAUUAGCCCUCGCUUUUGAGGAUUUAGACGAAGACAUAGGAACAGAAGCGAUCCCAGAAGAACAGCGAAUCACAAAAGAUACAGUGUCGCGACUAGUAACAGCAAGUUCGGGUGCUUGUUGCUGCACAGCAGUUGUUAAAGAUGGCACAGUGCAUGUGGCGGGCCUGGGAGAUUGCCGUGCUGUACUAGGUUCGUUAACCCCGGAAGGGAACAUGCGUGCCACCGUGCUCACGGAGGAACACAGAACAUACAACCCGAUUGAGCGCGAGCGCCUCAUCCGCGAACACCCCCAUGAAGAUGAGGAUAUCAUGUUCUUUGAUGAGCGCCUCUGUGGAAUUUUACAGCCUACCCGAGCGUUUGGUGAUGUGUCCCUGAAGUGGAGCGCGCGCGAGAAGGUUCUCAUGCAGUACGUGUUCGACGAUCCUGCCUACGUUCCCAACUACAUCUCGCCCCCCUACUUGUCCUGCACUCCUGACGUGCGCUCCACUCAACUCGACCAAAACUCUCAGUUCCUCAUUAUCGCUACAGAUGGUCUAUGGGACGGCAUGAGUGACGAUGAAAGUGUGAAACUUAUACAGAACAAACCAUCUGAUGUAAACAGCGCUACAUGGCUCAUACAGAACUCGCUGGCCCAGCACAACGAAAAGAGAUUGUCUAAAAUACUUAGUAUUCCUCCAGGACCCAUAUGUAGAAACGUUAGGGACGAUAUUUCAGUCAUCGUUAUUUAUUUUAAUACAUGAUAAAUAAUGUCAUACAGCCGUUGCUAUUUACGUAUCAAAUACUAUGAAAACCGUUUUCAAUUGAUUUUUCAAUUCAAGGGAUUAAGAAUAGCUGUGUUAUUUUAAUGUGACCCGCUGUUUUAA